UAUACCCCAUCGUUCGCCCCCAAGAGAGAGGUCUCCACUCUCACCGCCGCCACACAGUACACUCCCACCAAAAUGGGUCGUGUCAUCCGAGCUCAACGUAAGGGUCCGGGUUCCGUUUUCAAGGCCCACACCCACCACCGCAAGGGUCCCGCCCGUUUCCGUAGCCUUGACUUCGGUGAACGGAACGGCUACCUCAAAGGUGUCGUAACCGAAGUCAUCCACGACCCGGGCCGUGGCGCUCCCUUGGCUCGCGUCGUCUUCCGUCAUCCCUUCCGUUACAAGAAGCAGAAGGAACUAUUCGUUGCCGCCGAGGGGAUGUACACCGGACAGUUUUUGUACUGUGGUAAGAAGGCUACUCUUGUUGUCGGAAAUGUGUUGCCCCUUAGAUCUGUCCCUGAAGGAGCUGUCGUUUGCAACGUCGAGCAUCAUGUCGGUGAUCGUGGGGUUUUCGCUAGGGCUUCUGGUGAUUAUGCUAUUGUUAUUAGCCACAAUCCUGACAACGAUACCACCAGGAUCAAGCUCCCAUCAGGUGCCAAGAAGAUUGUUCCAAGUGGUUGUCGAGCCAUGAUUGGCCAGGUUGCAGGUGGUGGUAGGACCGAGAAACCUCUUCUUAAAGCUGGUAAUGCUUACCAUAAGUAUAGAGUUAAGAGGAACUGCUGGCCUAAGGUGCGUGGUGUGGCUAUGAACCCAGUCGAGCAUCCCCAUGGAGGUGGUAACCAUCAACACAUUGGCCAUGCUAGUACCGUUAGGCGUGAUGCUCCUCCCGGACAGAAGGUUGGUCUUAUUGCUGCUAGGAGGACUGGUAGGCUCAGAGGACAAGCAGCUGCUACUGCUGCCAAGGCCGAUAAGGCUUAAGCCUUGUGACAUUUCUUGUGUUUUAGUAUUUUCGGCUCUUAUUGUAUUCAAGUGUAUUAAGCACAUUUAUGCUGGAAAAUUUUGUUUGCAUUUUCAGAAGUAUUGUUUGGAGUUGUUCUUUUGGGAUGAAUAUGUUCUCAAUUGGGAUUUUUA
Molecule: messenger RNA, 1008 nt
Organism: Hibiscus syriacus
Lineage: Eukaryota; Viridiplantae; Streptophyta; Magnoliopsida; Malvales; Malvaceae
Product: 60S ribosomal protein L8-3-like
Exons: 2
Coding region: 73-855 (260 amino acids)
Biological process (GO): cytoplasmic translation
Cellular component (GO): cytosolic large ribosomal subunit; ribosome
Molecular function (GO): RNA binding; structural constituent of ribosome
Source: RefSeq, a predicted model, not a curated record